CAGUAAGAUCAGACAGCAGUGUAAACUGUCAAACUCUCAUGGCUCUGUAGAUGCAGAGCCUCGACCACACAGAAGUGUGAAAGUGCUGCGAGUCGAAACAGGAGGGUGGGAAAGGACAGAGAGAGAGAGAGAGAGAGAGGAAGAGAAAGAGAAAGAGAGGAAGAGAGAGAGAGAGGAAGAGAGAGAAAGAGAGAGAGAGAGAGAGAUCAGUGAGCAGGAGAGGCAGCUAUGGAGAGGAUGAGACUUCUGGUGCUGCUGUUCUACGCUGUGUCAGUGUCAGACGGGUUCAACAUCGAUGUAACAAACCCAGAGAGGUUCUCGGGGAGUGAAGAGGAUUUUUUCGGUUAUCGGGUUCUACAGUAUCAGUCUGACACAAGCAAACAGAUCAUCGUUAGUGCUCCUUUAAAAGCAAACCGGUCAGGCGCCGUUUAUAGCUGCAUGCUAAAUGCAACAAACUGCAACCUGAUAUAUCAGCAAGAUGAUAACGGCCAGUUCUUCGGGAUGUCCAUGGCAGUGAGGUCCACCCCUUCAGGCGGGCUGACUAGCUGCAGUCCCAGUCUCGCUCAUGACUGUGAUGGAAACUCGUACCUGAACGGCAUCUGCUACCACUUCAACGGUCAACUGCAGCCCAUCGCUAACAACACGGUCGCUUUCCAAGAGUGCACAAAAGGUGUAGUGAACUUGGUCUUCCUGUUCGACGGCUCUUCCAGCAUGAAAACCAGUGACUUUAACAAGAAUAAAGAGUUCAUCUGGAAUAUUAUAAAUCAACUUAAGGACUCAACCAUUCAGUUUGCUGCUGUCCAGUUUUCUGGAGUUCCCCGGAUCGUUUUUCACUUUAAUGAUUACAAGAAUGGCACAGCUAAGAAAAAGCUUGAUGAAGAGGAGCAUAUGAAGGAUCUCACAAACACCCACCAGGCUAUUGACUAUGUACUAGUAAACCUCUUUAAUAAUGUGUUCUCUGGUGCGGAUCCUGAUGCUACAAAAGCUCUGGUCAUCAUUACAGAUGGAACUCCUACUGAUUUUAACACUAAAGAUGUUAUAAAGAGGUGUGAAGACCAACAUAUCACUCGCUUUGUUAUUGGGGUGGGGAAUAUAGACGUACAAAAGCUCAGAAGAUUUUCUUCAGAGCCCAAAGAAAAUAACACAUUCCAGAUUGAAGACUACAGUGGACUGGGAGGACUUCUGGAUAAGCUGCAAAAUAAGAUCUACAACAUUGAAGGAGAUCAGAGCGGUGGACACAGGGAACGGACAAAGGAGUUGUCUCAAAGUGGAUUCAGUGCUGUCUAUGAUAAAGAUGUUCUGGUGUUGGGAGCUGUUGGAUCGAAUGAAUGGCGUGGAAUGCUUUAUGAAGUUGGAUCCACAGAGAUAGAAAUCAAAGACCCAAAGCUGAACAACGACUCCUACAUGGGUUACUCCACAGCAGUUGGACAGAAAGGUGGAGUCUCUCUUUUGUUUUCUGGAGCUCCAAGGUCCAAUUACAAUGGUCAGGUCACUCUCUUCAGUAAGCAGAACACAUGGGAAGUCACCACCAGUGUCAGUGGAGAACAGGUCGGCUCGUACUUUGGUUCAUCUCUCUGUUUGUUGGAUGUGGACUCGGAUGGUGACACUGACUUUCUUGUGGUUGGAGCUCCUCUGUACUACCAGGCUCAGCCGCGGAGAGAAGGCAGGAUGUAUGUCUACAGGGUCACAAAUAAGCUGGAAGUGGAGAAGGAACUGGAGGUGGCUGACUGUGUUCAGGGCCAGUUUGCAGCAACUGUAACAUCUGUAGCAGAUCUGAAUGGAGAUGACCUGCAGGAUGUAGCUGUUGGAGCUCCACUGGAGGACGGUGGCAGAGGAGCUGUUUACAUCUACCUUGGGAACCGCACACAGGGUAUACGUCCACAGUACAGCCAGCGAAUCCUGGCUUGGACAAUUUCAGAGAGUCUGCAGCAGUUUGGUGUGGCGAUUGAUGGAGUCAUGGACAUGGAAGGAGAUGGACUUACAGACAUUGCUGUGGGAGCACGAGGGACGGUGAUGCUGCUAAAGGCUCGACCAGUUCUGUCUGUUUCUGCACAACUCAGUUUCUCCCCCUCUGAAAUCAGCCUCGACAACUUUGACUGCUUGGCCCAAACCGAUAACACAAUAGAGGCUGUUACCCUCAGCACCUGCUUCAGAGUGGAAGAGAAAACCAACAGCACAGGGGCAGAGAGCAGUGGUCUGAAUGUGUCAUACGAGCUCAGAGCAGACCUGAUGAGACAAUGGAGUAGAGCAUUUUUCCUCCCAGAAGAUAAAACGUCCAGGAGUCUCCUAAAUUCUGUGCUGUUGGACUCACAUUAUUCCUGCUUCAACCACACUGUGUACAUGCCAAACUGUGUGAAGGACACAGUGUCUCCUGUGUUCAUCCGGCUGAAUUUCUCCCAGGUUGAGCAGCAGCCAAGCAGCUCCAGUGCUGUUCUUAACAUUGACAGCAGAACAACUGCUAAUGUGGAGAUUCCCUUCCAAAGAAACUGUGGGAAUGUGAGCUGUGUGGCAGAUCUAGAGCUGGACUUUGACUUCUUGAACAGGACUUUGCUGGUGGUGGAUCAGUCAUAUUUCAUCAUCAAUGUUUCUCUGCUGAACAAAGGAGAUGAUUCCUUCAACACCAGUGUGGAGCUUCGCUACCCAGAGGGCCUGUCGCUCUCCAAGUUUGACACUAUUACGGCCAGCAGGAGGACUCUGAGCAGUUGUGGAGAUCGAGACGAUGGUGCUCUGGAUAAAACCACCUGCAGCAUCAGUUUACCAGUGUACCGCAAAGGCACCAGCGCAACAUUCCGGGCUACGUUUCGUAUCUCUGGAUCCUACAGCUGGAGUGACACGAUGGAGAUGACUCUUGUGGCCAACAGUAGUAACAAUGGUAACCAAACUAACGGAACAGUGACGAAAUCUCUGCCAGUUCAGUUCGCUGUAGAUGUGGCCGUCAGCUUAGAGCAUUCUGUAACCUAUCUGAAUUUCUCUCUGGAAGACAAAGGCCCAAAGCCUGUUCACAUUGUCUAUAAGGUGAUGAAUCAAGGAGUUAAAGGUCUACCUGUUUCAGUAAAGUUCAUGAUGCCAUCUAAGAUUGGGGAGAACUUCAUUCUAGAAAAGCACAUCAUCACUAUACCAGAGAACCUGACAGACUGCAGCUUCAGAAGGAAAAAUGACUCUGCUAGCCUGACAGGCUGUAUUCUCAGAGAGGAAACUGACCCUGCUUUGUGUUUGAAGCAGAAGAGCUGUGUAAGGUUUGAAUGUUCGUCCUUCUGCCUGGAGAAAGACUCUGCUGUUAAGUUUGAGCUGAAAGCCCAGCUCACCUUCCUCAACCCAAAGCAGUACACAGGGAGAUUUCGGUUCAGUGAGUUCAGUUUGGAGGACGGGUUCUCAAGCUCUGCUGAGCUGGACUUUGACAAAAGCCUCUACCAUCAGAUGUCUAACGGCCCACAGGACGAUGCCACCAAAUACCACAAAGCACAGGCCACUGUUAAAGCUGAGCUGAUUAUUCCUCCUGAUAUGUAUAUGAUCGUGGGCUCGGGUGCAGGAGGUGGGCUCCUCCUACUCAUCAUCAUCUUUGUGCUGAUGUGGAAGUUGGGGUGCUUUAAGCGUAAGCUUCCAUGUGGAGAAGAUGGACAGUAUGUAGGUAGAGAAUAUCACUUUGAAGAAAAAGAGAAGGACUUCAGUGAUUCUAAUGGAAAGAGUGAGGAGUCGUCUCCUGAACCUGAAGAUAAACUCCUCAUCGUCAACGGCUCUGAGAAUGGAGGAACACCAGCGUUAGAAGCAGCGAAAGAUGAAAGUGGAGAGUAAAGAGGCUUUGCUGUGAGAUCAAACCUUCAUUUAGCUCAAAACCAUCAUUUUGGUAUAGAGAGAACUUCUGUAGGCUCUUUAAGUUCUUUGCAGGCUUGUGUUUGUGGCUCUUUGAUUAAUUUGGAAAUUAAUGUGCUUAAUUCACCUUUUGUCCAUCAUCAAACUAAAACAAGCCUGUUUAAAUUUUACAGAGACCAUUAAAAAGGGAAUUCCACCAGUUCAUCAGCAGUCCUGCAUAAUUAAAUGGUUGCGAUGUAAACAGAGGUGUGUCACGACCCCCUGUCGCAAUGUUCCUUUAAUGUAGGCAAUUUUGUGUACGUUCCGUCUUGUGUUGCAUUACAUGAAGGUACCUGAUUGGCCACACAGGAGCACCCCACAUAUAAAAGGACAGUAACAUGUCAACCACUGAAUUAUGGGGUAAUUUUUUAAAAAAACUGGAAUUCUCAUAAAGUGUAUUUGCUUAGAAAUAACGACUGGUGUGUAUUUAGAGUUUUAACGUUCUUUAAAUGUAAGGAAUAUUUUGACACAUUGUUAGUUGUAAAUGUAUGUAAAAAGCUGUUUCCUGUCAAAAGUAUGAAAACAAAUGGCUCAGAAUGUUUUUGCCAUCGUUAUUCAUCACUGGUGUUUCAUGACUGUAUCAACUAGGAUUAAACCAGAUUUUAUAUAUAUUUUAACAAACCUUGUCAGUUUUAUGUGAAAACUAAUAAAUCAUUUACCUCCUCAGGUAAAAAGGAUCAGGUACAGUAGGUUGUAUUAUUUACAUACAUGUCUAAGUUAUCGAUCUGGAUUCUUCUUCUUUACCGUCACUUUCAUUUUACAUUUUUACUUUUUUAUUAUUUCACCGGUGUCUGGUGAGACGGUGGCUGAUGGCUGAUUGAUGAUACACUGCUCACUUGUGUGAGCCAAUCAGAUUCAGAGAGAUGGUUUUUCAGGUGUGUUUUUAUUCAUUUUAUGUUACAGGAUGUUAAAACCAUUUGUUUGUAUUUCUGUACAGCAUGUGACAAAUAUAUGGGAAUAUUUUAUAUUGUGCAUAUAUUACUGUUACUCAUACUGUUACUGUUAUUGUUACUGCUAUUGGUUUUGUUAUUCAUUCUGUUUCUUUAACUCGUACUGCUACUGUUACUCAUAUCUAUACUGUUACUUUUGUUUGUAUCUGUUACUGCCACAGAGAGUUUUACUGCUCCUGUCAGUUUCACUGUUACUUAUACCCAUACUGUUACUUUAACUGUUACUGGUACUGAUACUGAUAUACUUAAUCUUACUGAUACUGCUACCGCUAUUGCUACCGUUAAGGUACUGUUACUGGUACUUAGAUGUUUUGAAAGAAUAUUUUUCACCACAGCAUUUUAUUUUCUUUUGUAUUUUCAUAUCUUUUACAUGAUAUACAUAUUGCAUUUCUUUUCCUUAUCUUUCUGUAUUGUAUGUAUUUAUAAAUAUUAAAAAAUCAACAUUAA
This is a messenger RNA of Colossoma macropomum (tambaqui), 5246 nucleotides long. Its product is annotated as integrin alpha-D. Gene Ontology annotation, cellular component: integrin complex; external side of plasma membrane. Lineage: Eukaryota; Metazoa; Chordata; Actinopteri; Characiformes; Serrasalmidae. Gene Ontology annotation, biological process: integrin-mediated signaling pathway; cell-cell adhesion; cell-matrix adhesion. Gene Ontology annotation, molecular function: integrin binding. The coding region runs from base 229 to 3792 and encodes 1187 amino acids. The transcript is spliced from 32 exons. The record is from RefSeq and is a predicted model, not a curated record.